Molecule: messenger RNA, 2289 nt
Organism: Endocarpon pusillum Z07020
Lineage: Eukaryota; Fungi; Ascomycota; Eurotiomycetes; Verrucariales; Verrucariaceae
Exons: 4
Coding region: 1-2289 (762 amino acids)
Biological process (GO): regulation of GTPase activity; signal transduction
Cellular component (GO): cytoplasm
Source: RefSeq, a predicted model, not a curated record
AUGUCGAACAGAAAUCCAGAUGGGAACAUCCGGUCCUCCAUGGAAAGAUCAAGCAACCCAAGAAACGACGAAGCGCCGCUCCCAACUCCACCCGCAAGCAGAGCGCCACCAGCUGUUCAUGACUCACCGCGGACCGCGUUCGAUACUUCUGAGCUCCGAGAACGAGUUGAUGGCGUCCUACAAUCUGAUAUCGGAGUGAUCACCCUCUUGAAUCGAUUGAAGCAGAGCAUUGCUUCGGCCAGGGAUUUCACAUACUUCCUCAAAGAACGCUCCGCUCUCGAAGAGAAACAUGCUCAAGGGCUCAAGAAGCUAUGCAGAAGUACACUCGAGCUUAUCGGAAGACCAGAGAGUAGGCAGGGCUCUUUUGCACAAAGCUACGAGGAAAUCACCAGCAUACAUGAUCGCAUGUCGGAUCAUGGGCUUGAGUUUGCCAUGUCACUUCACCAAAUGUCGGACGAUCUGCAAGAAAUGGUUUCGAACAUCGAGCGGGGGAGAAAGCAUUGGAAGCAUACUGGCUUGACUUCAGAACAAAGAUUGCAAGACGCAGAAGCUGCUGUCGGAAAGGCCAAAAACAAGUACGAGACCCUUGCUGAGCAAUACGACCGUGCUCGUACAGGUGAUCGUCAAUCUGGCAGAUUUGCUCUCAAGGCGAAGUCGGCAGCUCAACAGGAAGAAGACCUAAAUCGCAAAGCUCAAGCAGCUGACGCCGAUUACGCCUCCAAAGUACAAGCUGCCCGAGCCUCAAGGCAAGAGCUGAUCACCUCCCUAAGACCGCAAGCCGUGCGAGCCCUGACAGAGCUCAUAACGGAGUGCGACUCCGGGCUCACGCUUCAACUCCAGAAGUUUGCAUCUCUCAACGAGAGGUUGCUUCUUGGAAAUGGACUGUGUGUCAGCCCCUUGAAGAACCAACCCAGUGGAAUAGCCCCGCACACUCGGAGUCUGAGAGAAGUGGCCCAUAACAUUGACAAUGAAAAGGAUUUCAGAGAUUAUAUCCUGAUUUUCUCCAACAAGGCCGGGUCACGGACAUCUGAAAUAAAGUAUGAAAAGCAUCCAGCUCUAGUCUCCUCCAAACAGGCCCAACCGCCAUCUCAACCACCUCAGCAAUCUUUCAACACUCCGACAAACACCUACCAAAACGCAAGCCCGGUGGCUUCUAGCUCACCUGGCGGAUACGAACGAGGUCAUCGUCCAUCACAAUCGGGUCAAAUCUCCGGUGUGACACCUUACCAGCCACCUAACCGUGAGGGCUACCCCAUGCAGGUGCCUCAAACCCAGUAUCCCGGUGGACACACAUCACUAUCCCAUUCACAACCACCCCGUUAUCUAGGUGCACAGAUUCCCGAUAUCCCCCCUCACUCUCCACUUAUCAUGCCUGGCACAAACCUGGGUACACCAGAUGGGCCCAAAACAGAUACACCACCCAACUUUGGUGAUACCAAUAGGAUGCGAUCAGAGUCUGGCUCUGGAACCGGUUCAAUGAUCCCCCACAUGAAUCAAUAUCGCGAUGAUGUACAGUCCAGACCCUCACAAGCACCGAACAAUCACUUCCAACAACUACCACGGUCACAGCCAUCUUACGACAGUUUUGGUCCCCCCGCCCCUCAGCAGAGCACGUCAUUGCCGAACACUGGUCAACCAAGACACAGCGAUGGGCCACGACCGGAUCUGCCACCACUGAAUCCGGUUUUUGGUGUCACAUUAGACGAGCUCUUCCACCGUGAUGGGACUGCGGUACCCUCGAUCGUGAAUCAGUGUACGAGUGCUGUCGAAUUCUUCGGUUUGGAUGUUGAGGGCAUUUACCGAACAUCCGGAUCGAAUCCCCACAUUAUGGAAAUGAAAGCCAUGUUCGACAAUGAUUCCUCUCAGGUCGACUUCCGCAACCCUACCGUCUUCCAUCAGGACAUUGCUUCUGUAGCCACACUGCUUAAACACUUCCUUCGUGACCUCCCAGACCCACUCCUCACCUCCGCAAAUUACAACUCCUUCAGAACCGCCGCCAGAAUUGAAGAUGACAUCGGCCGCCGCGAUUCGCUGCACGCAAUUAUUAACGAGCUUCCCGACCCGCAUUACGCUACACUCCGUCAGCUGACGCUGCAUCUGUACAAGGUGGCAGAACACAGCCCACAGAAUAAGAUGACGCCAAGUAAUCUCGCGAUUGUGUUUGGACCGACGCUGAUGGGACAAGGAGGUGGGCCUGGGCUCGGAGAUCCGAAUGAUGCAGCGUGGCAAGCCAGGGUAGUUGAGACGAUCAUUCUGAAUACGUAUCAAAUAUUUGAUGACGAUGACUGA